Molecule: messenger RNA, 1023 nt
Organism: Pleurotus ostreatus (oyster mushroom)
Lineage: Eukaryota; Fungi; Basidiomycota; Agaricomycetes; Agaricales; Pleurotaceae
Exons: 6
Coding region: 1-1023 (340 amino acids)
Biological process (GO): endoplasmic reticulum tubular network organization
Cellular component (GO): endoplasmic reticulum tubular network
Source: RefSeq, a predicted model, not a curated record
AUGUCCUUCUUGCUCCGCUUAUUCAAACAGUCCAAAGAGGAGGACUACGAAACCAUCCUUUCCACUCUUUCACGCGACGUUCAAUCUCGCCAGCAGAAGCUCGCCGAUAUCCGCUUACGAGAACGCCGCUCGACCCUUUGCUCGACUCUAUAUACCGCCGCAGCGUAUGUCGUCUACGUUUGCCUGUGGUAUUUCCAGGCCCUUACGCUCCCGCGCGGGGUAGCCCUAGCACCAGUCGUCGUCGGUCCAUUGAUAGUGCUCUUUAUCCGGCGGAUAGUCCAGCUUUGGUAUUCGCGAAAGGAAGCGAACGAAGAGAAGACGCUGCAGCAUCUCCUCAAGCAGCAACGGACCAAAGUGGAGGAGAUAAAGAAAAAGACAAACUACUACUCUACGCGCGAUCUCCUCUCAAAGUACGAUGAAGCGACGCCACUCAACACACCGCAACCUCCCCAGGGCCUUCGCCAGAGAUUCAAUCCCACUUCGGGCCAGCCCCCCAUGACACCCAAUAACGCUCGAAUCGCAACACCUCCUCGCCCCAUCACUUCAGGACCGAAUGGGAGAAAUCCUGGCCCUCCGGCGCUGAUCCACCCUGCCUUGAAUACCCUCUCUCCCCCGCCGUUCCUCGCCACACCCACGCGCAAGCAGUGGUACGACAAGCUCGCGGACGCCCUGCUUGGCGCAGACGACCAGGCGCCGCCCUCGUCUCGCUACGCCCUCAUCUGCGAGAAGUGCUUCAAGCACAACGGCCUCCUGCCCGAGGCGAUGUGGGAAGACGCCCAGUUCCGGUGCAUCAAGUGCGAUCAUCUGAACGCGUCCGUGCGCUCGAAACGCGAGGCUAGACGAUCGAUGUCGCCUGGCGCUGCCUCGACGGAUGGAUCUGUGUCUGCGCCGAGGACGCCUUCGCCGAUGCGGAAUACGGCUGGACGCGCGCCUUCGUCUGCGGCGUCGUCGCCCGCUGCAUCUCCGCCGCGGAGCAUAACAGAUGUGUCUCAGGGUAUCGCGGACAGGAUGGACGAGGACUAG